GAAGGAAGGAAUGCUCGAGCCAACAUGUCGCGGGGAUGACGUUGACUUGUUUUCUCGUAUACAAUCAUUUUACACCCGAGGAAGAAUAAUAGAUACUACUAAUAAUGAUCUGUCCGGUCCGUUUCGUUUCAGCCACGGCAAUGGAAUGCAUCAACAAUAAAAGAGGUUGAGGUUGUUUUAUGCCGCCGCCGCAGAAGUCGUCUCUUCCUUCCUUCUGCUGCUGCUGCUGCUUACUCCUCCUCCUCCUGCAACUGGCCUAUUAGAUCUUCUUCUCUUAUUCUCUUCGUCUUCGGCUGGCUGUUAGUGGCCCGUGACUCUGUAAUAAUACUUUUAAUUAUCAGGCAGGCAGGCCCGCGCUCGCACUUGGAGGAUUCCUCCUCCUCCGCCUCACCUCUAACCUAAUUAAUACCCUAGUAAUAACUGGUCUUGGUCUUGGUAAUUCCCUUCCCUUUCUCGCUCGCCUCAACCGACCUGUAUCCAUCAUGAUAUCGUCAUCAUCAUCCACGCCUCCCCUCCCCUCUAAAAUGGCCACUUUCUUCCUCGCGGGGUCCUCCGCCUCUCUCUCUCCAUCACCCCUUCUUCGCACCAGACCUAAUCUGAAUUCAUCCUCGAUCGCUUCCAAGCACCCGCCGCCGCCGCCGCCGCCGCCGCCUUGUCUAAUUCCGAGCAAUAAUCCCGCAUCAAGAAGAAAAUCAAGGAUGAUUACCUGCGCAGCAACCAACAACCAGCAGCAGCAGCAGCAGCCCUUGUCUGUGUCCGAGAAGGUGCAGAGAUUGGGCAUUGAGUUCAAGUCAUUGGCUGAACCAAUCGACAGAGUGAGGAGGUUGCUGCACUACGCAAGUCUGCUCCCCGCAUUGGACGAGGCCUCAAGGGCUGGAGAGAACAGAGUCCCCGGUUGCACGGCUCAGGUCUGGCUGGAUGUCAAGAUUGACGCGGAAGGGGUUGUGAUGUUGAGAGCGGACAGUGACUCCGAGAUCACCAAAGGGUUCUGUUCUUGCUUGAUCUGGGUGCUCGAUGGAGCGGCAGCCGAGGAGGUGUUGAGCGUGAAGGCGGAUGAUUUUGUGGAGAUGAAUGUGGGGCUGCCCAGUCCUCCGACCAGGGGCAGGGGCAGGGGGAACAGCUCCUCCUCCAGGGUAAACACUUGGCAUAACGUGCUGAUGAGUAUGCAGAAGAGGACAGGGGAACUGCUUCUCGCUGCUGCUGCUGCUGCUGCUGCAAGUGCAACGGCAGGAGGAGGAGGAAGAAGAAGAAGAAGAAGAAAUCCUGCCACUUGCAAGGAAACAACUCAGCUCUCACUGCCAAGUACGAGCACUUUGGAAUAAUUUGCAGCAGCAGCCCAACUCAGAGUUACGUUGGAGAAGAUAGACAAACCUGCUCGCUCAUGUUAUCUGCUUGCUUGACCUGGAAUUAUACCUGUGGAAGUGGAAGAAUGCAUACACUCAGAGCACCACAUGAAUGAAAGAAUAUGAACAGAGAGAGUGGGUGUAGAUACAGUCAAACAGUAGCCCCUCAUCAAAUCCCUGCCUAUUCAACUAAACUGCUACCUACCUAAAAAUAGAUAACUAAACUAGGGAGUUACACACAUAUAAUAUAGUAUAAUGCAUUGUUUGUUCUUGACCACAGUUCACAUAAUUAAUUCAUUAGCGCAGAUAUUGCACAUUGUAUAGAAUAUAUAAUAG
Molecule: messenger RNA, 1679 nt
Organism: Andrographis paniculata
Lineage: Eukaryota; Viridiplantae; Streptophyta; Magnoliopsida; Lamiales; Acanthaceae
Product: sufE-like protein 2, chloroplastic
Exons: 2
Coding region: 483-1322 (279 amino acids)
Source: RefSeq, a predicted model, not a curated record